This is a messenger RNA of Eucalyptus grandis, 1256 nucleotides long. Its product is annotated as binding partner of ACD11 1. The transcript is spliced from 5 exons. Lineage: Eukaryota; Viridiplantae; Streptophyta; Magnoliopsida; Myrtales; Myrtaceae. The record is from RefSeq and is a predicted model, not a curated record. Gene Ontology annotation, molecular function: RNA binding. The coding region runs from base 198 to 962 and encodes 254 amino acids.
GUACCGGUUCGUCAUCACACGCGCGGAACUGCUCAUGGCUCCUUGUCAUUGUUCUACUUCUACGCGCGAAGUCUGGCACUCUCUUAGCCGAUUGCCUGGUCAUUUCUUCUUCUUCUCUCUCUCUCUCUCUCAGCCCACUUCGGACGAUACAAGGUGCAUUGUAACCUACUGCUGGCCUUUUUCAAGAUUUCACAACCAUGUAUCCGGGUGGUUAUACUGCUGAAAUCACAAACUUAUCACCGAGAUCUACAGAAAAGGAUGUUUAUGAUUUUUUUGCUCAUUGCGGUGCAGUUGAAUACAUUGAAAUAACAAGGUCUGGUGAAUAUGCUUGUACAGCUUACGUGACUUUCAAGGAUGCUUACACUCUGGAGACUGCUCUAUUGCUCAAUGGAGCCACAAUUGGAGACCGACGUGUAGGCAUUUCACGUUGGGGAGCAUUUAUAGAUGAGUCAGAUCCUUGGACUGGUCCUUCACAGAAGUCUGAUGAUGUCACUGGUGUUGUGGCCACUCAUGCGAUGCCUAUGGUUUCCUCCCCGAGUGAAGCUGUGACACUUGCACAGGAAGUUGUUGUGACAAUGAUCGCCAAGGGAUAUGAUCUGGGGAAGGAUGCAUUGACAAGAGCCAAGGCUUUUGAUGAAUCACAUCAGGUGUCAUCCACAGCAGCUGCAAAGAUCACAGAGCUGAGUGACAGAAUCGGCCUCACCGAUAAGAUAACUGCAGGCAGGGAAGUUGUGAGAUCCGUCGAUGAGAAAUACCAUGUCUCAGAUAUCACCAGAUCAGCAGUCCUCGCAACAGGAACUGCCACUGUUGUUGCAGCAACAGUUGCAGGAGAAGCAGCUGUAUCAGCUGCUCAUGCAGUUGUUAACAGCAGCUACUUCUCGAAGGGAGCUCUUUGGGUUUCAGAUGUCCUGAAUCAAGCAGCUAAAGCUGUGUCUGACUUGGCUAACCAUGGUAGUAAAUAAGAUAAGGAUCUUUAUUGUCCAUAAAAUAUAUUGACCCAUCACGGUUGGGCAGAUAAAUAAGUAAUGGUGGUUGCUCUCUCAGCAGCGUUAUAUAUGCCCUUAUGAUAGCAAUUGAAUUGGAGACAUUUUAGUCUGGUUGUGCAUAGUUCAGCCUUUUUUUUUUUGGUAAAAUGCAUAGUUCAGCCUUUUGUGUUCAUAAAACUCAAUAAGAACCUGGUGAUUAUGAAUCACUACUUUGCGCCAGAGAUUGUCUCCAAUAUGAUGUCUAAACCAUGCCUAUUGCCUUGUAUAUCA